UUAUAGGAACCUGACACACACAAUGAUACAGUCACCAUCCAGACACAUCCCUUGUCUGUUACUGGAAAAUGUCCCAGAAUUCCCAGCACCGCUCACCUCUCCCCGUCAACAGCUCAAUGAUCUUCUUGGUGACUUCUAGGAUCUUCUUGUCAAUGUUUCCCUCGGGUGGCAAGGAGGGAGGUGGGGAUUUAUUGGACCUCUUCCUCCCAGAAUCCUCCUCACCUCUCCGUUCAGGUCUGUGUUUUAAUAAUAAAGAUAAGAGUGAUGUCAUGUGACCUCCCAGAAUCCUCCUCACCUCUCCGGUCAGCAGAUAGAUGAUCUCCAGUGUGAGGUUUAAGAUAUUCCCAGACACAUCUUGGUCCAUCCUACAGU
Messenger RNA from Staurois parvus, 372 nucleotides. The record is from the annotation of a GenBank genome assembly. Lineage: Eukaryota; Metazoa; Chordata; Amphibia; Anura; Ranidae.